AUGACACUCCCUCCCUCAGGGUUUAGUGAAGUAUCUUGCAGUGAAAAUGUCUCAGUAAGAAGAGGAGGCAUCAUGAAGAGGCUGGCAGGCACUGUGCUGGGGCUUUUGUUUGCCCAGGUUUGCUCUGUGAGAGGGGAGGAUGUGGAGCAGAGUCCCCCAGCCCUGAGUCUCCAGGAGGGAGCCAGCUACACGCUUCGGUGUAAUUUUUCUGCCUCUGUGACCAAUGUACACUGGUAUCUUCAGAACCCUGGGGGCCGCAUCAUCCACCUGUUUUCUGUUCCUUCAGGGACAAAGCAGGAUGGAAGAUUAAAGGCCACCACAGUCCCUGCAGAACGCCGCAGCUCACUGCACAUUUCCUCUCCGCGGACCACAGACUCGGGCACUUACUUCUGUGCUGCGCAGCACGGUGCUCCCCAGGCACCUGCAGCCUCUACACGAACCCUCCCGGGGCUCAGCCCCUCCUCCAGCCUCAGUCACACCAUGAGGCCCCCACAGGGCAUUUGCAGUGCUGAUUGUUUCUUACCUGCACUGGUACAGUUUUAA
This is a messenger RNA of Rangifer tarandus platyrhynchus (Svalbard reindeer), 543 nucleotides long. Lineage: Eukaryota; Metazoa; Chordata; Mammalia; Artiodactyla; Cervidae. The record is from the annotation of a GenBank genome assembly.